Molecule: messenger RNA, 1300 nt
Organism: Adineta steineri
Lineage: Eukaryota; Metazoa; Rotifera; Eurotatoria; Adinetida; Adinetidae
Source: the annotation of a GenBank genome assembly
ACGUAUUUAGAAGAAAAAAAAGCCGAUUAACCAUUUGUAAACUUAUCCAUCUAUUUAGCGUGUUAAAAUUCUUCAAAUGUUUAUCGAACGUGAUAAAGAAAAAGAAUGUAAUGAAAUCUCAUCAUUACGAUAUCAUACGAAAAAUUAUUAUGAAAUUCAUCGAACAAAUCUAUUUGGUGAUGCUUUUCGAUCAUUACAAAGUGCUUCAUCGAGUACAUGGAAAAAUACGAUUCGUAUUAGUUUUAUUAAUCAACAAGGACUUGCUGAAGCUGGUAUUGAUCAAAAUGGAAUCUUUAAAGAAUUUAUUCAAGAUGUAACACGACAAGCAUUUGAUCCUGCAUUUAAUCUUUUUAAAGUAACAGAAAAUCGAACAUUAUAUCCAUCUCCAAUAUCUGAUCGAACAGAAAAUUAUUUAUAUCUUUUUAAUUUUAUUGGUAAAAUCUUAGGCAAAGCUGUUUAUGAACAAAUUGUUUUGGAUAUUGAAUUAGCACCAUUCUUUCUACGUCAUUUAAUAUCACGAAAAAAUCUCAAUUAUUCAUGUUUUGAUGAUUUAAUGUUUCUUGAUAGAGAUCUUUAUACUAAUCUAAAUUUUAUUAAGCAUUAUGAUGGUGAUGUAUCAUCACUUGCUUUAACUUAUUCAAUUGAUGAAGAUGUACUUGGUGAGCUGAUGACAUAUGAUAUUAUUCCAUGUGGAAGACAUAUUAAUGUCACAAGUGAUGAUAAAAUUGUUUAUAUCCAUCGAAUGUCAGUUUAUCGAACAUAUACACGAAUUAAAAGUCAAAUAAAAAUGUUUACUGAUGGUUUUAAAACAUUAAUGAAACCCGAAUGGAUUAAUAUGUUUUCGGUUCCAGAAUUACAACAAUUAAUAUCAGGCGAAUCAUCUGAUAUUGAUCUUGAAGAUUUAAAGACAAAUGUUGUUUAUCAAGGUGGUUAUCAUCGUACACAUCCAGUUAUUAAAUGGCUUUGGCAAACACUUGAACAAGAUUUUACAAGAGAAGAAAGAGCACUUUUUCUUCGAUUUGUAACAAGUUCAGGUCGUGCACCAUUACUUGGAUUUCGUGCAUUGAAUCCACCAUUUACAAUUCGUUGUUUAGAAAGUUCAGAACAUGAAGAGGAAGGUGAUUCAUUAGGAAGAAUAUUUCGUAAUAUGAUCAGUAUUAAUCGAACAUCAUCGGAAAGACUUCCAUCAAGUUCAACAUGUUUCAAUUUAUUAAAAUUACCCAGUUAUAAAACACGUCGAAUACUUGUGGAUAAACUGCGAUAUGCUAUCAAAGCUAAUGCCGGUUUUGAACUAUCUUAA